GAAAAAAGAAAAGAAAAAUAGAAAAGCAAAUGGAGAAGCGUAUAUUAAGCGGUACCUCAUGAAUCUCCUUAAUUCCCUCGGAUUUGGUGUUUUGUAGUAUUUAUAAAUUAUAGGUUGGUAGCGAUCCUGAGUUGUAGUUGAAGUUGGUGAUGAUGGCGCGAGAGGAGAUCGUGUACAUGGCGAAGCUGGCGGAGCAGGCGGAGAGGUACGAGGAGAUGGUGGAGUUCAUGGAGAAGGUGUCCGGGUCUCUCAGGGAGAAUGAGGAGCUGAGCGUGGAGGAGCGGAAUCUGCUGUCGGUGGCUUACAAGAACGUAAUCGGGGCGAGGCGUGCUUCAUGGCGAAUAAUCUCGUCGAUAGAGCAGAAGGAGGAGUCCAAGGGAAACGAGGAUCACGUCGCCACCAUAAAGACCUAUCGCUCCAAGAUCGAGAAGGAGCUCUGCAACAUUUGCGACGGCAUUCUUCAGAUGCUCGACCAGCGCCUCGUCCCUUCUGCUUCCUCUGGCGACUCUAAGGUCUUCUACCUUAAGAUGAAGGGGGACUACCACAGGUACUUGGCUGAGUUUAAGACUGGCGCUGACAGAAAAGAAGCUGCUGAGAGCACUCUCUCAGCCUACAAGGCUGCUCAGGACAUUGCCAACUCCGAUCUGGCUCCCACGCAUCCAAUCCGACUUGGGUUGGCUCUCAAUUUCUCUGUUUUCUACUACGAGAUUCUCAACUCCCCUGACCGAGCCUGUAGUCUUGCAAAACAAGCAUUUGAUGAAGCGAUUGCUGAGUUGGAUACCUUGGGCGAGGAGUCCUACAAAGACAGCACAUUGAUCAUGCAGCUUCUCCGUGAUAACCUGACUUUAUGGACCUCUGACGUUCAGGAGGAAGGUGCUGAUGAGAUAAAGGAAGCCUCCAAAGCUGAAGAGGGGCAGCAGCAGUGAGGAGCUCCUACUAGAUUAAUUCACUACCACUAGUUUCUUUGGUGUUACUUUCUUCUUAUUUUUACAACCUCAAAUUCAGUUUUAGCUGCCGUUUAUGGUUUACUGUACUAGUUCGUCUGUUAGAGCAUUCUACAUUUAAGUUUUCUUUAACUAUGCCAAUUUGUAAGCUUCUCAUCAA
Salvia splendens (bonfire salvia) is the source of this 1104-nucleotide messenger RNA. Its product is annotated as 14-3-3-like protein B. The record is from RefSeq and is a predicted model, not a curated record. NCBI's taxonomy places the organism in Eukaryota, Viridiplantae, Streptophyta, Magnoliopsida, Lamiales, Lamiaceae. The transcript is spliced from 4 exons. Bases 150 to 926 code for a protein of 258 amino acids.